AUGCAUUGGUCUCUUCCACUGUUGAGCUCUGUGCUCGGGUCUCUUCCAUCUGCCAUUGCGCAGGGAAGUGGCCCAGCGGUACCUGAUGUCCUCACUGCCGACAUCGUUCAGACUCUUGGCAACAACAGUCUGUUCACAAGAUGGCGACCUACCUAUCACUUCAUUGCGCCAGCUGGAUGGAUGAAUGAUCCUUGUGGCAUGCUUUAUGAUCCAACGAGGGAUGUGUACCAUUUGCAUUACCAAUGGCACCCUAACCACGUCAAUUGGGGCAACAUCUCUUGGGGGCAAGUGGUUCACGCAACUUCCAAAGAUUUGAUUACUUGGACAGAUGUAGGAGGCUGGGAGGACCAGCAAGCCCAAUCAGUUGGCACUGGACCCAACCCAGAUUCGAGAAACUCUUCUUAUUAUGGUCUCGGCAUCUUCAGUGGCAGUGCUCAGCCAUACAACCUUCAAGGCGAGCAAGAUGGAACACUUAUCGCAUUUUACACAUCGGUUCAAUAUCUGCCCACCAACUGGCAGCUUCCCUACAUCAAGUCAACUGAAAAGCAGAGUUUCGUCAUCUCGCACGACGGCGGUGAUACCUGGGAGCAGUACGCGGGAAACCCCGUUCUUUCGAACCCACCAGAAGGUUGGAACAUCACAGGCUGGAGAGACCCAUUCUUCGAGCCUUGGCCUGAGAUGGAUGCUGUACUCGGUCAAGAUGAACCUCACUGGUAUAUGGUUUUGGGCUCCGGCAUCAAGGGUGAGGGUGGAGGCGGUCGCAUUCCGUUGUACAGUGCUCCAGCAAAGAACCUGACAGAUUGGACCUUCUUGGGCGCCUUGUGGGAGCCAGAUCGCAACGAGACAUUGGGCUCCCUACUUGAGACGGGUACCUAUGGUUUCAACUUCGAAGUGUCUAACUUCUUCUCGUUGAACGACGAGGAUGGUGAUGUCCACUACUACGUUCUUAUGGGUACCGAAGGUGGUAACCUGACGUGGCAUCCCCGUGCGCAAUGGGGCCUAUGGAAUGAGGGUCAGGUCACCAGGCGUGAAAAUGGAUCUGCCGAGUUCACUCCUCUGGCUGGCGGAGCCAUUGACUCUGGUCUUCUGUAUGCUGUUACCAGCUUCAAUGACACCAAGAACAACCGUCGUGUCCAAUGGGGAUGGGCAAACGAGGACAACAACAACUUCGCUAUCAACCAGGCAGGUUACCAAGGCGCCAUGGCUAUCCCGCGAGAGAUGUACGUCAUCAAGACAUCGAAUCUUGUCAACGCCGACGGAGGUUUGACAACGAAGGGUAACACCCGUGUUGUUGAACACGGCGACGGCUCAUUCACGGGCUAUACACUGGGUGCUCGCCCUCUUCCAGAUGUUGUUGAAGGCCUUCGUGAAGGCAGCCAUGAGCAAGAGUAUACUACUGCCGACAGCUACAACAGCAGCGUGAUGAUCGGACAGGGUAGCUACCACAUGGAGUUGGAAGUUUCGCUCAGCAACCUUACGGGCCCUGCUGGUCUCACCAUCGCCGCCAGUCCAGGAGGUGAGGAAUACACUACCAUCUGGUAUAGCCCCGAGAACUACACUCUCAAUGUCGAUCGCUCAAUGUCCUCCACCAUUGAGGAGUUCUCCAACUACACAAUGAUUGGGUACCACUAUCCCUACACUUUCUGCAAUGGAACGCAGGAGGCCUUGAACAUGCACGUGUUCGUGGAUGGUUCGCUCGUCGAAAUUUUCAUCAAUGACCGCUUCUGGCUCACUACUCGCAUCUAUCCUGCUCGCCUUGACAGUGUCGGUUUUGGCCUUUGGGUCGGCGACGAUUCUAGCGUCGAGGUUUCCAACUUGAAGACCUGGACUGGUCUUGCAAACACCUUCCCGGACAGGCCAGCCAACUCGUCUAGUGAACUGGUGUUCGAUACAGCCGAGGAGACCAACAACCAAAUCUGGUGGCCUGGUAACUAA
Dothidotthia symphoricarpi CBS 119687 is the source of this 1935-nucleotide messenger RNA. RefSeq names its product glycoside hydrolase family 32 protein. Gene Ontology annotation, biological process: sucrose catabolic process. Gene Ontology annotation, molecular function: sucrose alpha-glucosidase activity. Bases 1 to 1935 code for a protein of 644 amino acids. The transcript has 5 exons. The record is from RefSeq and is a predicted model, not a curated record. Lineage: Eukaryota; Fungi; Ascomycota; Dothideomycetes; Pleosporales; Dothidotthiaceae.